GAUUUGGUAAGGAUCGUGGAAGCAAAAAAGCUUACGAUAGGAGGAGGAGGAGGAACCCCUUGACACGCCCACCUUUAGAUCAUGCAUAAAUUUUAAUAUUGAUCAACAAGAUAUUCAUUCUUCUCUAGCUAGCUCUGUUGGAUAAUACAAUCUAGCUAGUCCAGUCGGCCAUGGAUACCAACACACUGACAAACCAGAUGAGGACGGAGGUGACCAUGUACUCAAUCAUAGUGGGUCUCUCCAUCUUGGUGUUGUGCGUGGCACCCUGUGUACUGUUUGCCCUCCUUUCAAAAUGCUUCCAGAGCCAGUCACCCAGGAGAAGGUCUAGUACUCUGCGUAGUGUGCUCUCUGCUGGUAUGAAGCUACUGGAGGCGGCGAAAGAACCUCCGCCUCUGGACUCGAUUGGCUACGGACAGUUUGGUCCCAUGCAAAUGUCUAUCAGUCAGCUUGACUGCAUUGAGAGAAUUAUUAGUGUCAAGUCCAAGCUCCCGUGUGUGACCAUGUGGAAGGCAUAUGCACCAGUUGUCAUGUUCGAUAAUGACCUCUCUGAAAAGAGGCUGGUCGCCAUUAAGAAAAUCAGCGAAACAUCCUCUUCAGAUGUACACGGUGUGAGCCAUAGCAACUGUCUGAAGAGUGAGCUGCAGAUGCUCUCUCACAUACCCCCUCACUACCACUUGCUGAACCUGCUGGGAGUAUGUCUCAACAACAGUAACCCGGUGGCCCUGAUAAUGGAGUACACGCCCUACGGCCCUCUCCACACUUACCUGCUCAUCAAGCGUCGGGCCAUGCUCUCUCACAACACCAACAAGUGGGCGGGGUUGGACUACGUAUCGGAUGAGUCCCUUGCGAUCAAGGCACUCGAGGAAACGGACCGACCUUGUAUUUCCCCGCUAUUGGACAAUUAUGAGGCUCGUAGUAGGGCAUUUAGUAUCCCUCUGUGUGAGCCUUUCACUGAAGUGGACGUGCUCUUAUUUGGAUUGCAGAUUGCUUGUACGAUGGACUUCCUUUGUGGAGAAGAGCACUUUCACAAGCGUAUGUCCACGGAAAGCAUUCUGAUAGCACCUGGCUUCUACCUCAAGGUGAUAGGUAUGGACUUUGAUGUGCCCAUGAUGCACAAAACAAACUCGAUCAGAACUCUCAGGAGAACAGCCAGUGGUCGUAAUCAGAAUAAAUGGGAUGCCCCUGAGGUUAUGGAGAAAGAAGAUCACUCGGAGCUUUCUGAAGUUUGGAGGUUUGGAAUGACCUUGUGGGAGAUCUGUUCCCUUGGAGACACUCCAUUUGAGGGUAUCCCGGCCCGAUCUCUGGCCGACCUCCUUAGGAAGGAAGAGGUCCCAUGUAAGCCUGAGGGCACCUCAGACAAGCUGUACUCCCUAAUGACCCUUUGCUGGGAGGUGGAACCUACCAGCAGACCAACCUUCAGAGAAAUUGUAGACAAGAUUAAGACCAUGCUGAGAACACAUGAUUUUACUGCUGCCUCCUCCACGGCUAAGCCCACCUCCCUUGCUAUGCCUACCUCCGCUGCUAUGCCUCGCCUCAGCCCAGUCUCUGAGCUAGACUCUGCCCCCCUCAUAGGUAGACUCUCCCCCGCUUCUGACCAAGACUCCAUCACGGGCAGCCUCCACAGACGAUCUUCUUGCAGACCUAUUGUACUGCCCAUCACAACACAAAUACCUCACGGAAUGAGAGCAGCCAUCUUGAGCAGUAGCCACAUCCCUCUACUCGACUCACCUGGUUCUGGUUCUGGCUAUCUAGAGACUGAUGUGUGACCCUCACUCACUACAUAUACAUGUCCACUUUGUGUAAUGUUUAGUGCCGCAAACAGUCAUAAAGCAGUUUGUUAAACGUUUACAUAAUUAUUUUCUGUAUGACCAAUAAUCUUAAUAUGCAUGCAUACACCUACUGUUAUUUUUCAAUAAUACUUUUAUUAUCACAAA
Molecule: messenger RNA, 1934 nt
Organism: Halichondria panicea
Lineage: Eukaryota; Metazoa; Porifera; Demospongiae; Suberitida; Halichondriidae
Product: platelet-derived growth factor receptor alpha-like
Exons: 12
Coding region: 171-1766 (531 amino acids)
Biological process (GO): neurogenesis; negative regulation of apoptotic process; positive regulation of kinase activity
Cellular component (GO): plasma membrane; basal plasma membrane; signaling receptor complex
Molecular function (GO): transmembrane receptor protein tyrosine kinase activity; ATP binding
Source: RefSeq, a predicted model, not a curated record